This is a messenger RNA of Quercus lobata, 1470 nucleotides long. RefSeq lists its product as uncharacterized. The record is from RefSeq and is a predicted model, not a curated record. The transcript is spliced from 4 exons. The coding region runs from base 1 to 1470 and encodes 489 amino acids. NCBI's taxonomy places the organism in Eukaryota, Viridiplantae, Streptophyta, Magnoliopsida, Fagales, Fagaceae.
AUGCAAGCAUUCAGGGAUGUGGUGGAUGAGCUUGGUUUCAUUGAUCUUGGUUUCUCUAGUAGGAAAUUCACUUGGCGAGGUAAAAGGGGUGAGUCAAUGAUUUUAGAGAGGCUGGAUAGUUCCUUCGCUACUCCCUCAUGGCUGGAGCUUUUCCCAGCAACAAGGGUUCAACAUUUACACUCCAAUGCUUUCGACCAUAACCCCAUAAUCAUCAAACCCGAAGGCAUAGUGCAUUGUAAAAAUAAACCAUUUCGCUUUGAGAGCAUGUGGAUGAAGGAAGUUGGGUGUAGGAACACAAUAGUUGAUGCAUGGGGUUUCCCAUCAUAUGAGAGCAACAUGUUUCUGGCUUCCUCAAAAAUCAAGCACUGUGGGGUGAAAUUGGUGGAAUGGAGUCGGCUUUCUUUUAGGAGCAUAAAAAGACAAAUAGUAGAGACUUCAAAAAAGCUGGUGUUAACUGAGGAGGCAGCAGCUAGGGGAGCCUCAGGGCGAACCCUUUACAUGCAAUCAGGUGACAGCAACACCCGUUACUUUCACAGUAGAACUUCACAAAGAUAUAAGAGAAAUUGGAUUCACGGACUGUGGAAUAACCAAAACACUUGGUGCACAUCUGAGCACCAACUUCAGGAGAUUGCUACAUCCUUUUAUAAGGAACUCUUCACCACUAGCAGUCCUAAGGAGAGCCAUCUAAUUUUUGAGUUGAUACUGCCAGUGGUUACGGAGGAUAUGAACAGAGAUUUAAUCCGCUGCUUUACAAGAGAAGAGGUGGAACCAGCUCUCAAAUCUAUGGAACCGCUCUCGGCCCCUGGUCCGGACAUUUUAGCUAAUAAACUCCAGGGGAUACUCCCUGAUAUAAUCUCAGAAAAUCAAAGUGCUUUCCAGGCUGGGAGGCUCAUAACAGAUAAUAUUUUGAUGGCUUUUGAAACUCUCCAUUACAUGAAGCACCAAUCUGGAAAAGUAGGGUUUAUGGUUCUUAAACUAGACAUGAGCAAAGCUUAUGAUAGGGUGGAAUGCAAAGCUACCUCUUCGGAUACUCAGGAAAGCAUCAUUAAUUUGCUUGGGGCUCCUGAUAUAAAACAGUAUGAGAAAUACUUGGGUCUUCCCUCUUUUAUGGGAAGGGGAAAAAAGGCGAGUUUUGCUUUCAUCAAAGAGAGAGUUUGGUCAAAAUUGAAGGGUUGGAAGGAAAAACUACUUUCCCAGGCUAGAAGAGAAGUCCUUAUUAAAGCAGUAAUCCAAGCCCUCGUGUCCUUUGCUAUGAGCUACUUUAAAUUACCUACCUCUCUUUAUCAUGAUAUUGAGGUAAUGAUUCGUAAGUUCUGGUGGGGCCAAAUAGGUAGCCGUCGAAAAGUACAUUGGGUGAAGUGGCACACAAUGUAUUGGUCUAAACUGGAAGGUGGCAUGGGAUUUAGAGAGCUACAAAAGUUCAAUGAUGCUUUACUGGCGAAGCAAGUUUGGUGGCUAUCCACUAAUUAA